This is a messenger RNA of Clupea harengus (Atlantic herring), 746 nucleotides long. It is a transcript of the gene bloc1s3, whose product is annotated as biogenesis of lysosomal organelles complex-1, subunit 3. The record is from RefSeq and is a predicted model, not a curated record. NCBI's taxonomy places the organism in Eukaryota, Metazoa, Chordata, Actinopteri, Clupeiformes, Clupeidae. Gene Ontology annotation, cellular component: BLOC-1 complex. Bases 115 to 705 code for a protein of 196 amino acids. The transcript is spliced from 2 exons.
UACAUAAACCCAGCGGUCAUUGGUCAAAUGUCUAUGUACAACAGGAAGUUUAUUUCCCAUUCACAUGACUCCUGUUAACUGAAGUUGUGAUUCAACCUCUCUCAAAAGGACUGCAUGAUGGCAAGCAACAAAUUCAAGAUCGUGGUGCAAGGAGAAGCAUCUGAAACUGAUUCUGAUGACGAGGUUUACAUUACGUCCCUGACUCCAGUACACCCAUCUGCCUCAGGUCUCAAAGUUCCCGGGGAAGCAUCGGAGACGGACAGCGAAGGGGAAGUUGAGAAAGCCUGCAAGGUCGCGUAUGCUGUCAGCUCUGAAAAUGUGCAAUCUUUGCGCUCGGAGUUACCUCCACUUAUUGUGGUGAGAUCCACGCCUGAUUUCGCACCAGUCCCGGAGAAGGAAUCCUUGAUGAGGCUGGAAUUGAGCGGCCAAGAGAGCUCUCUCCUCCAACAGAAGCUCCAAGAAAGCAACGGACGCCUUUGCACCGAUGUGUCACAGACUUUUCGACAGGUUUACCAGAACGCUACUAAGGACGUACGGCUGGCCACUGCAAGCCUCAACACCUCCCAAAGCGGCAUAAUUAAUGCUUCUCACAGCAUCCGUCUCAUUCUGGAGGAUCUCAAGUCUGUCUCUGAAAAGAUUGAAAUUAUUACGAGUUGUAAUCUUCUUCCUGAUAUCACAAUACCAGCAUCUGUGCCAGGACAAUAGUGUUCAAUGCAUUUCCUUUACAGUUUUUUUUACCCGAUUAA